AUGUCUGAAACCGCGAGGGCCGACACCGGGCCCAGGAAAGCCUCUGUCAACAAGAACAUCAAGAAGCUUCGUACCAUUAGCAUGGUGUGUAGCCUGGCGCGCAGCUGGCAACAGUGGGUCAGCGAGAACGAGGAGAAGCAGGCGAACGAACCCAGCGGCUGGGCUCCAGCCAGCCUGGACGAUCCCGGGGAUGCCCGCAAACCGACGCAAGCCGGAGGGCAAAAGCCAGCAGAGAAACCUCGACCCGUCCAGGCAGCCAAGUCUCAGGCACCCGAGACAGAGAGCUCGGAGGGAGACCCCACGGCCGAGUCGCGAAUCAAGACCAAGCAGGUGGUGAAGACGGUGAAACGGGAAGCGCAGGAACGCAGCGCCGGCAUAGAGUUCCUGACCCACCGGAUCUGUAAGGACCCUGCUGAGGAGGAGCUGGACAAGAUGCUCAACAAGAGGAGCUCCCCCACCCGACGCAGGAAGUGCUCCAACAUGGUGUCAGAGCUGAAGAAGAGUCUGAAUGUGGCAGAGAAGAAGAAGAAGCAAGGUGGAGAGGACGGAGAGGAUGGCGGCAUCUCUGAAGAGGAAGACGGCGGUUCAGAGAAACCAGGAGAGGACGAAAACGAUGACUCCUCGUGGAACAAGAUCAAAAGAGCUUCUGUGAUAGGGACUAAAACGGAGGGAGAAGAUGCCAGCAAACUCAACCAAAUUUCCAAAAACUACAGCGCAGUAGGUAACCUGAAGAGCCGCUGGCAGAGCUGGGCCUCGGAACACAGCACCAACCAGAAACUGAAUCCUUUCAGUGAGGAUUUUGACUAUGACUACUCGAUGUCCACGCGUUUGCGUAAGGGAGAUGAGGGUUACGGUCGCCCCAAAGAGGGCAGCAAGACUGCGGAGAGGGCCAGACGCGCCGAAGCCCAUAUCCAACGUGAGAUCGAUCACCUGUGCUUUGUUAUUCGUACCAUGACUGACCCAGACCCUGACGGUUUAACACGAGUCACGUUCGGUGAGCUCUUUGACAGAUAUGUCCGUAUUUCGGACAAAGUGGUGGGUAUUUUGAUGAGGGCACGGAAGCACGGCAAAGUGGCCUUCGAAGGAGAGAUGCUUUGGCAGGGCCAAGACGACGGAGUCAUCAUCACACUGCUGGUGUGA
Chanos chanos (milkfish) is the source of this 1140-nucleotide messenger RNA. It is a transcript of the gene abrab, whose product is annotated as actin binding Rho activating protein b. Lineage: Eukaryota; Metazoa; Chordata; Actinopteri; Gonorynchiformes; Chanidae. The record is from RefSeq and is a predicted model, not a curated record. Gene Ontology annotation, cellular component: sarcomere. Gene Ontology annotation, molecular function: actin binding. Gene Ontology annotation, biological process: positive regulation of transcription by RNA polymerase II; positive regulation of Rho protein signal transduction. The transcript has 2 exons. Bases 1 to 1140 code for a protein of 379 amino acids.